Messenger RNA from Capra hircus (goat), 1202 nucleotides. It is a transcript of the gene IGFBP7, whose product is annotated as insulin like growth factor binding protein 7. The transcript is spliced from 5 exons. Lineage: Eukaryota; Metazoa; Chordata; Mammalia; Artiodactyla; Bovidae. The record is from RefSeq and is a predicted model, not a curated record. Gene Ontology annotation, cellular component: extracellular region. Gene Ontology annotation, biological process: regulation of signal transduction; regulation of cell growth. Gene Ontology annotation, molecular function: insulin-like growth factor binding. Bases 103 to 951 code for a protein of 282 amino acids.
CGCUCUCGCCGCCCCGGGGUGUGGUUCCCGCGGCCGGGUUUAAAACGCUGGCCCGCGGGGUCCGGCUCACUCGCGCUCCCGCCGCCGCCACCGCGCCCCGCCAUGGAGCGGCCGCCGCUGCCCGCCCUGCUCCUCGGCGCCGCCGGGCUGCUGCUCCUGCUCCUGCCCCUCUCCUCUUCCUCCUCUUCGGACGCCUGCGGCCCCUGCGAGCCGGCCGCCUGCCCGCCCCUGCCCCCGCGGGGCUGCCAGCUGGGCGAGACCCGUGACGCGUGCGGCUGCUGCCCCGUGUGCGCCCGCGGCGAGGGCGAGCCGUGCGGGGGCGGCGGCGCCGGCAGGGGGCACUGCGCGCCGGGCAUGGAGUGCGUGAAGAGCCGCAAGAGGCGGAAGGGUAAAGCCGGGGCAGCAGCAGGCGGCCCGGUUGUGAGCGGCGUGUGUGUGUGCAAGAGCCGCUACCCCGUGUGCGGCAGCGACGGUGUCACCUACUCCAGCGGCUGCCAGCUGCGCGCCGCCAGCCUCAGGGCCGAGAGCCGCGGGGAGAAGGCCAUCACCCAGGUCAGCAAGGGCACCUGCGAGCAAGGUCCUUCCAUCGUGACGCCCCCCAAGGACAUCUGGAAUGUCACUGGUGCCCAGGUGUAUUUGAGCUGCGAGGUCAUCGGAAUCCCCACCCCUGUCCUCAUCUGGAACAAGGUAAAAAGGGGUCACUAUGGAGUUCAAAGAACAGAACUCUUGCCUGGUGACCGAGACAACCUGGCCAUUCAGACCCGGGGUGGUCCAGAAAAGCAUGAAGUUACUGGCUGGGUGCUGGUAUCUCCUCUUAGUAAGGAAGAUGCUGGAGAAUAUGAGUGCCAUGCAUCCAAUUCCCAAGGACAGGCUUCAGCAUCAGCAAAAAUUACAGUGGUUGAUGCCUUACAUGAAAUACCAGUGAAAAAAGGUGAAGGUGCUGAGCUGUAAACCUGCAGAAUAUAUUAGUCUGCAUAGCUAAAAGUAGUCAUGGGUAACUACAGCCUCCUGUUCUUGCCUAGUAACCAGUUUCUUUUCAUCCAGUCCACUAACACUUUAGCUAUAUUCACUGAUUUUACACAGUGAAAUACGAAAUUAAGAUAACACACCAAGACUAUCUACAAAAAUUUAUUGUCUAUUUACAGAAGAAAAGCAUGCAUAUCAUUAAACAAAACAAAUAAAAUGUGUUUUCUCACAGCGCA